CCCAGAACAUCGACGAACAAAGCCGCGCUUCCUCCGCCCACGCGUCACCAGACUAAGGUCAUCGCCGGAAGCGGAACAAAGACCUAAAUCACCUCCCAACGACUACAUGAAGGCCCUCAAGACCAACAAUACUCACAAUCUCCGAAACGUACCACCAGCUUCCUCACAUUAUCUACCAUGGAUCGCGCAAGCAGCCGCCGUUCACGCUCGAACUCCACCUCCCAAGCCCGCGUACCAGUCGACUUUCGCGCCGUUACCAAAGCAAUGGACCGAGAGCUGCGCGACCUCAAAGCCCAGAAUGGAACCCAGCAGAACUGGAUCAAAGCGCUCAUCGGCGCCCUCAUCGUCCUGAUCCUCUUCAUCCUCACCCGCCCCACAACCACGUACUCCCCCGAUUUGAAACCCAACUACCGCAAGCGCUCCUCUAUUAUUUGGCCCCUCAACCAAACAACAGCGGGGCCAUGUCUUUCGCGCGUACAAGAGCCUCUUUUCACGAGCUUUGAGCCGCCAUUGCAGGACCUGACGCCUGCUCACCUGGGCUUCAUCCAUGCGGAUGAUCCAUGGAAGACGCUGAGCCUCGACGAAACGUACAUCCAAAGGGAGUGCACGAUUGAGCGCUUCAAUGAAUAUGUGAAUGGGUAUUUGAAGGAAAAGUGGCAGACCGGAAGAGGGACCUUGUGUGGGACUUGGUGGGAACCGGGCAAGUUUGACAGAAGGGUUUGCAGCGAGGCGAGGAAGCGCUUUGAUGAGGCUGCUAUGGAAGUGCGGGCGGAACUUAAGGCGAAGGCUAAGAUAGCGAGACGUGAUGAGGAGGAGUAUAGAAAAAGACAAGCCGAGAUUUAAAGAUCGGAGGGAUGAUCUCAAUGGAGGAGUGCGAAAUCGUGUUCUUUCUGCAGUUGGUUGGCUACGGUAGAUGUAUUUUUUCAUAUUGUUUCCGCAGUUGGUUUAAU
Trematosphaeria pertusa is the source of this 950-nucleotide messenger RNA. RefSeq lists its product as uncharacterized. The coding region runs from base 178 to 843 and encodes 221 amino acids. The transcript has a single exon. NCBI's taxonomy places the organism in Eukaryota, Fungi, Ascomycota, Dothideomycetes, Pleosporales, Trematosphaeriaceae. The record is from RefSeq and is a predicted model, not a curated record.